AAAGAAGGUUGUCUUACUUGGUCCCAAUUAAAAAAACAACUUGAGCUGUUUGAGCGUUUUGACAUAAUAAGAGAAUAAAAAAAAAAAUUUAAACAACUGAGAGACGAUGAACAAGUUGCGAUUGCACCUAAUGAUGUUAUAGAUAAUUUAAAUAUGGUGGAGUUUAUUAGUGAUAUUGAUAACUUUAAGUUAAAACCAAUAAAAGUGUUAGGGAGUUGUGCAUUUGGGAAGGUCUACCUCUGCAUAGAUGAAAGAACAGGGAAAAAGCUGGCUAUGAAAUCUAUUGACACAGGAAACACUGACAAUAAUGCUAAUGCAAAAAAAGAAGUAGAAAAAUUUAAACAUGAAAUUUCACUUUUUCAAACAUUAAAGCAUGAACAAAUUGUGAAAUAUUAUGGUUCUUCUUCGAAGAGCACAUGUGUUUCUUUUUUAAUGGAAUACAUGGAAGGAGGAUCUCUUUACGAUAAAGUAUCAAAUAAAGCUCUAGAUGAGAAGACAGCGUCAGAAAAAUCUUAUCAAAUUCUUUGUGGAUUGGAAUACUUACACAAUAAAAAUAUUGUACACAGGGAUAUUAAAUGUGCCAAUAUAUUGUUAGAUUUAUAUGGGAACUGUAAACUUGCUGAUUUUGGUAUAUCAAAACAGAUAAAAACAAUUCGUUCACGUGUAGGAUGUAAAACAUCAGCUGGAACACCUUACUGGAUGAGUCCUGAAGUUAUUAGUGCAACUUUUCUAGAUAUUGAAUAUGGAAAAAAAGCUGAUAUAUGGUCAUUCGGAUGUACUGUGCUUGAAAUGCUAACAACAAAGCCGCCAUGGUCUCAUUUAGAUCCUACGCCAGCUAUGUUCCAAAUUGCUUCUAGUCCAACCAUACCCCAUCUGCCUGAUAACUCAUCUAAUUCAUGCAUAACAUUUGUGAAUGAUUGUUUUCAACGUGACCCGAAAAUACGACCAAAUGCAUUGCAGCUGUUGUCUUAUGAUUGGGUCAAAAGAAGUGCAUAAUUCAGUGAUAAUAAGAUUUGUGACAGCGAAUUGCAUCAUUUGAAUAGAAUCAAAAGUUUUUCAAGUUAUUAUCGAUGCAUUUCGCUAUUAUCGAUACAUUUCGCUAUUAAGUGACGAUACUUAUGUUGCGCAAUAAAAAUUAUUUGCACAGCGAUAUCAGGAAAUUAAUGCAAAAAGUUAUUAAACUUUAGAUUGAAAGAUGAAAAUCAAAUUUAUAACACUGUAGAAGACCCUUUUGAGCUGAAUUAUAAGAAUCGAAUUUAAAACUCUAUAUUAAAUAAAAAAUAAAAUGAAUUAUUUUGUACACGCUUAAGUAACGUAAUGACGUCAUAAAAUAUAUUUUCUAA
Messenger RNA from Hydra vulgaris (swiftwater hydra), 1343 nucleotides. Its product is annotated as mitogen-activated protein kinase kinase kinase 2. NCBI's taxonomy places the organism in Eukaryota, Metazoa, Cnidaria, Hydrozoa, Anthoathecata, Hydridae. Gene Ontology annotation, molecular function: protein kinase activity; ATP binding. Gene Ontology annotation, biological process: protein phosphorylation. The record is from RefSeq and is a predicted model, not a curated record.